This is a messenger RNA of Aethina tumida (small hive beetle), 2472 nucleotides long. It is a transcript of the gene ACOX1, whose product is annotated as probable peroxisomal acyl-coenzyme A oxidase 1. Gene Ontology annotation, biological process: fatty acid beta-oxidation using acyl-CoA oxidase; lipid homeostasis. The transcript has 10 exons. The coding region runs from base 143 to 2134 and encodes 663 amino acids. Lineage: Eukaryota; Metazoa; Arthropoda; Insecta; Coleoptera; Nitidulidae. Gene Ontology annotation, molecular function: acyl-CoA oxidase activity; FAD binding; fatty acid binding. The record is from RefSeq and is a predicted model, not a curated record. Gene Ontology annotation, cellular component: peroxisome.
GUGACGUUCACAACUAAUCAAAAUAAUAAUAUAUCACAUACAGACAACUUAUCUAUGUCACAAUUUUCUGGUCUUCGUGCAGUGCAGAUAAAAAUUCUUGUUGGUGCAAUUUAAAUCAGUUACAUCCAAACGGGGAAUAAACAUGGCCAAAAUUAACCCAGAUUUGGUGAAAGAGCGCAAAAAGUGUACUUUUAACACAUUGGAAUUAACGCAUUUGUUGGACGGGGGUGAAAGCAAAACUGCCGAAAGAAAAGCCAGAGAGGAUUUCUUUCUGAAUGAUCCCGAAUUACAAUCCAAAGUUCCUCUGGAGUACCUGAGCCACAAGGAAAAGUAUGAGGAGGCAGUCAGGAAGUCCUGUGCACUUUUCAGGAAAGUGCAGGAACUACAGAAUGAGGGGAAAGCGGGAAUGGAAAACUUUAGGGAAAUUUUGGGGGGUCAACUCGGGUCUGCCGUUUUAAAAGACGGAAAUCCUCUAACACUCCACUACGUCAUGUUUAUACCCACAGUUAUGGGGCAAGGUACUAUAGAACAACAAGCUGAAUGGAUACAAAAGGCUUGGACUUGUCAAAUUAUAGGCACAUACGCACAAACGGAAUUAGGACACGGCACGUUUAUUAGAGGCCUAGAAACAACUGCCACCUACGACCCAAAAACUGAGGAAUUUAUUCUAAAUAGCCCCACACUGACUUCUUACAAGUGGUGGCCUGGGGGAUUGGGUCACUCAGCAAAUUAUGCUGUCGUCGUCGCACAACUUUACACUCAGGGCAAAUGUCACGGCAUUCACCCUUUCAUAGUCCAGCUACGAGACGAAGAAACCCACAUGCCUUUACCCGGUAUUAAAAUAGGAGAAAUAGGUUGUAAGUUGGGCAUGAACAGCACAAACAACGGGUAUUUGGGCUUCGACAACGUUCGAAUUCCACGCGUUAACAUGUUGAUGAAAAACAACAAAGUUUUGCCCGACGGGACGUACGUGCAAUCACCCAGUAGUAAAUUGACUUACGGCACGAUGAUUUUUGUACGAGUCGUUUUAGUGCAGGAUGCCGCCACGUUUUUGAAAAAAGCCGCCACCAUUGCCACUAGAUACAGCGCAGUCAGACACCAAUCGGAAAUGAAACCUAAUGCACCUGAGCCACAAAUUAUAGACUAUGUAACGCAGCAAUACAAACUCUUCCCGCAAAUCGCCACCUGCUUCGCCUUUCAGUACAGUGCCACUUGGUUGUGGGACAUUUACAACAACGUUACCGGAGAGCUAGAGUCCGGACAGUUAGAUAAUUUACCAGAAUUGCAUGCCUUGGCAUGUUGCCUUAAAGCUGUGACUACCGCCGAUUGUGCCUUGGCUAUUGAGACUCUUCGUCUGGCUUGUGGUGGACAUGGUUACAUGACAGCCUCAAAUUUACCUUCCACUUAUGGUUUGGUAACUGCCAUGUGCACCUAUGAAGGAGAAAACACUGUGCUUUUGCUUCAAACUGCCAGAUACCUUAUCAAACUUUGGCAGAACAAGACCAAUCUUAAUAAACUGCCAACUGUUAAAUAUUUAGACACCGCACUCUUUAAUAAUAAGCCUUUUGAGAAAAAUGUGGAGUGGAUCAUUUCUGCCAUCCAACAAGUAGCUGCAGGAAAAAUUGAUUUGGCCAGUAAACACAUCAAUGAAAGAGUUAGGAGAGGUAGAUCUUUUGAAGAUGCUUGGAAUGAAACUUCAUUAGAGUUGGUCAGUGCUGCUGAUGCUCACUGUAGAACAUUCCUUGUGGAUAUUUUCUACCAGUCAGUCCACAGCCUAGUUAACAUUUCACCAUCCUUAAAGAGUGUGUUAAUUGACCUUCUUGAGCUGUACGCCGUAAAUACUGCCAUCAGAAUGACUGGAGAUCUAUUAAGAUUCACCAAAGCACUAGGUAACGACAUUGAAACACUUCAAGCCUGGCUGGAGGAAUUGUUAGCAAGAAUUAGACCCAAUGCUGUCGGUAUUGUGGAUAGUUUCGAUAUCAGAGAUGAAGUAUUGAGCUCAGCUCUUGGUGCUUAUGAUGGAAACGUAUACGAAAGAUUGUUUGAGGAAGCUCAAAAGAGUCCUUUGAACGCAGAACCGGUUAACAAAUCCUUUAAACUUCAUCUUAAACCAUUCCUCAAAGCCAACCUUUGAAUAGCGAAUUUUAUAGAAUUUUUACUUCAUAUUUUUAUACUCAGAUAUUUUGUUACACUUUUUAUACAACUUACUGCUGAUUGUUUAUAGUAUUAUUUACUUCUCAUUAGUCCCUCCAUCAUAUCUAUAUAUAUAUUUUUACAAUAUAUAUUUGUCAUUAAGCAACUUUUAGUUUAGGUAGGGUAAAAGGAAGGAGUGCAAUAUAGAUAAUUCUAUACUUUUUUAUACUUUUUAUUAUUUGUUGUACGUUUACAUUUUUGUUAUAUUUCUAUUACGUAAAAGUAUAUCCAUCCAAUUGUAAUAUGUAUAUUAUGUUAAUAUAAACAUUGUUAUUGAAA